UUUGCAGAUAAAUUGGGUGGGGUCCAAGUUUAUUUCUCCUAUUCUCCAUCUCUCUUUAGAACCUUGAAAUUGGAACCAACAGCAUCUGAAGCUAUCUUGAAUAUGAUUUGAGUACAAAUUGGAUCUUGAUAUCAAGGCCAAACAAUGGAUCAUAAAGAGGGGAAACACACAUGUUUUACCAGUUUCAGCACUCAAAAUCAGAAGAAAUGGGAGGAUCCCUCCAUUUUGGAUUACAGCAGGAGGAUUGAAGCACCUUUGCAGUGUGACCCCAAUGCCCAAAUCAAACUCCCUGACCCUCUCAAUGAGUUGCUUCAAGCCAGCAAAGUCCAAGACUGGGAUCCAACUACAAUGCUAAACAAUCUCUCUUUCUUGGAGCAGAAGAUCCAUCAACUUCAGGGUCUGGUGCAUUCAAUCAUUGGAAGAAGGGGUCAAGUGUUGGGGCAAGUUCAACCAGGUGAAUUUGUAGCUCAGCAGCAACUGCUGGUCACUGCCGAUCUCACUUCGAUCAUCGUUCAGUUGAUAUCGACCGCCGGUAGUCUUUUACCUUAUGUUAAGCGUGCACAGAGUGCACACUCACUAUCUCUUGGACAUUUUCAGCCACAAAAUGGUGGUGGUGGUGGAAGCGGUGUCUCCGAGCUGCAAAACUCUGUUGAUUUUAGUACUAAUGUGGAACAUGAAUUGAAAGAUGAGGAAGAUGGUGAGGAAUUAGCGGAGAAUCUUUUUCCAGGGACAUAUGAGAUAUUGCAGUUAGAGAAGGAGGAGAUCCUGGCACCCCACACUCAUUUCUGCACCAUAUGUGGCAAAGGAUUCAAGCGAGAUGCAAAUUUACGGAUGCACAUGAGAGGGCACGGAGACGAGUAUAAAACGCCGGCAGCACUCGCGAAACCCAACAAAGAAUCCGGCUCUGAACCGGCCCUCAUCAAGAGAUAUUCGUGCCCUUUCGCAGGUUGCAAGAGGAACAAGGAUCACAAAAAGUUUCAGCCUCUUAAAACCAUCUUGUGUGUCAAGAACCAUUACAGGAGAACCCACUGUGACAAGAGCUUCACUUGCAGCAGAUGCAACACCAAGAAAUUCUCGGUCAUCGCCGAUCUCAAGACUCACGAGAAGCAUUGUGGUAAAGAUAAAUGGAUUUGCUCGUGCGGCACGACAUUUUCGAGGAAAGAUAAACUAUUUGGUCAUAUAGCUCUCUUCCAGGGACACACUCCAGCAAUCCCCUUGGAUGACACUAAAGAUUCCAAUGGGACAUGUGAUCCGGGCAAUAGUGGUGAAGCCAUGAAUAAGGUUGAAAGCAUGAAUAUGGUCAACUUUUCGUCAAGUGUGAAUGUUAAAGGGAGCAUCGACGAUUCUGCCGGUUGUUUCUCACCGUUGAACUUUGAGACAUGCAAUUUCAGUGGGUUUCACGAGUUCCCUCGACCACCAUUUGAUGAUUCAGAGAGUUCAUUGGCAUUUCUCCUUUCAGGGUCUUGUAGUUACACUCAAGAGACUGGAGAAUAAUAAUAACAAAUAACAAUAAUGUUGGGUGGUCUUGGCUAUUGUCUCUGGACUAGAUUUGUAUUGUAAGGCAGGC
Messenger RNA from Hibiscus syriacus, 1567 nucleotides. RefSeq names its product protein SENSITIVE TO PROTON RHIZOTOXICITY 1-like. Bases 145 to 1494 code for a protein of 449 amino acids. The record is from RefSeq and is a predicted model, not a curated record. The transcript is spliced from 2 exons. Gene Ontology annotation, biological process: response to aluminum ion; response to acidic pH. NCBI's taxonomy places the organism in Eukaryota, Viridiplantae, Streptophyta, Magnoliopsida, Malvales, Malvaceae.